Messenger RNA from Marasmius oreades (fairy-ring Marasmius), 1608 nucleotides. RefSeq lists its product as uncharacterized. The transcript has 5 exons. The record is from RefSeq and is a predicted model, not a curated record. Bases 231 to 1565 code for a protein of 444 amino acids. NCBI's taxonomy places the organism in Eukaryota, Fungi, Basidiomycota, Agaricomycetes, Agaricales, Marasmiaceae.
GUUCGACUUAUUCCGCCAGGUGCACCGUGCCACGGCCUCUACACAUAUAUAACUGCUCAGAUGAAAUAAUAGCCUGGGUCUUCCUCUCUGAACAAAACCUUGAUUUCUGUUUGUUUCCGUCACAUCAACCAUGAGGAAGGCUCGUUGCAGAUUUCGUUGCGUAACCAGCAUGCUCUGCCCUGAGAGCUUUUGCUGUCACAUCCUUGUCUUUCUUAACUGCCACCAUCCAGAUGCCCCUCCUCCCAGACACCACCAACGAUCUGCUUUUCAGUUGCCUCGAUCCUCACGACAUCAUUCGUUACUCUCGAACAUGUCGCGAAGCCUAUCACCAAGUCGAGGGCUAUUGGCGACGCGCACUUGACAUUGAGAACCUCCUUUCGUCAUUUUUUACUCCACUUGAAACCCAGUAUUUCCGUGUCGUCCAGGCGUUGACCGGUACACUGAUUUCUGGCUCAAUGGCGCUUCAACUUCUCAAUCGCAAGCGGUAUCCGGAAUCGGACCUGGAUUUAUAUGUCGAACAUCGAUACAGCUCGUUUCUUGGAUCUUUCUUGGAGGCGAUUGGAUACGAAUUCAAACCCACUCGAGGGCAACCCAACUGCCUAGAAGCGGCGAUUAAACAGGCAGAAAAAAUAGCGCCCGUCGCUCUUUACGACGAAGAGCCAGGUAUCGGGUUUGCAGGAGUAUUCAACAUGGCGAGAGGUGAUCGCAAGAUUCAGCUUAUUACGGCCACCGAAUCUCCAUUGCACAUAGUUCUCAGUUUUCAUUCGACUGUGGUGAUGAACGUCAUAUCGUACUCGCAUGUCUAUUCACUCUAUCCACGAGCAACAUUCCAAAGGUCGCUUUCUCUCAUAACCUAUCGCUACAAAGACUUUCUACAAGAAGUCGCCCGCCAGAAAUACGUUGAUCGUGGUUGGAAAAUGAUCAAUUCUGAUGGCAGCGAGUGGGAAAUCUAUAGGUCGGAGAGAACCGCAAGAUACAGUUCUUCAGGAUCCACCCCUUACCGGAGGCAACUUGAGAUUUUCCAAGUCGACAGAUUACGUCGCUUAGGCGAUUCCUUCUGUUGGUCUUCCAAACUCCCCAUGUUACACUAUCCAACAAAGAAUGAUUGUUCUGAUGAACCAGGCUACAUCUGGCUCAUGUUGCGAAGAUAUGACGUCCCGACGCCGCUUGUUAUGGAGGAGUUGCGGACCGGAAAGCAGGCUUUGGAGAGCCACACUUGGGUACUCUCGCUGCAGGAUGACGACCACAGAACAUAUCAAGCGAUGUUGCAUGUUCUGAGUAACUCAAAGCUGAGGUUUACCUACUGCAUUGGCCUGGAGUCGGAUAUGAAUCUCAUUGAAAGAGUUGAAGGGAGUGGAGUUGUUCGAGACGUCAAAGCCUCGGAAGAGACUGAACGCUUCGAAUUUGGAUUUUCCGCACCGCUCGACUUUCGGGUAAAGAGGGAUUUGUUACUGUACGAUGUCAUCGAUGAGCAUUUCUCGCCCUUGAAUAAAGGGGACUUGGAUGAAGAACCACCAGAUACAGAAUCGGAGGGUGAUCCCGAAGGGUUAGCGGAUUUGUACUGACCAUGUUCACCUUGGCGAUCCUGGUUGUUGUUGUGUAUAAUAU